Molecule: messenger RNA, 1518 nt
Organism: Pyricularia grisea
Lineage: Eukaryota; Fungi; Ascomycota; Sordariomycetes; Magnaporthales; Pyriculariaceae
Exons: 2
Coding region: 72-1364 (430 amino acids)
Molecular function (GO): protein binding
Source: RefSeq, a predicted model, not a curated record
AUUUCUUUUUCCACGGAUUGGAAAAGAUUAGACUAGGACCAGCUAGCAAUGGGCUUUCGGAAAAACGAGCCAUGAAGGGCUUGUCAUUGUCAUUUUCUGUCUUUGCGCCUGUGGCGGUGGCUGCUGCAUUCUUCACGCCAAUUGCCGCCGCCGAACCCGAAACCGCCGCCACUUGUCCGCGCGACGGUGGCCUCUACAGUUUGCUGCUACCAAUAUGUCCUCGCGCUGUUUCGGGCAACUCCGCCAGGCCAAAAACACCCAACCCUACUGAUGAUGCUCCUGCACAGCCCGAUCCCACAGCAGCGGCAACAGCGCAGAGUUGGGAUGGUCCACACGGCUGCGUAGGCGCCUACUGCGUCUUUGCAAACCCGAAUUUCGGCAACGGUGGCAUCGUGCUGGUCACGACCAAAGGCAACGCCAAACGGGUAAAGGCGCUGCGGCCCGACACAGCGACGACGACCAAUAAGGGGAAAAAUGCCAAAAGGCCGUUCAGGGCGCAGGCGAUCGCUGGAAAGGGCAUCGGUCUUGUAGCGAAGCAGCCCAUCGCCAGGGGUGAGCUCGUCAUGGCCGAAACGCCGGCGAUCCUGGUCCACAAACUGGCCUUGGAGGAGCCGACCGAUAUUUACUUUCCCGGCCUGGAACUCGCCGUCUCCAAAAUGACGCCGGCGACACGUAAGACGUUCAUGGCGCAGGGGACGCAGGGCGACUUCCAGGGCGCCAUGGGUAUCAUGGAUAGGCUGUUCACCAAUUCCUUCCAGAUGGCCCUGUCCGGCGUCGGGGCCGAUAACAAAGCUGGGUUUCAUUACGGUAACUUUCCCAACGUUUCCAAAUUGAACCACGAUUGCAGGCCCAACAUGGUCUUCCACAUCGACAACAACCUCGUCCACCGCACCCAUGCCGUGCGCGAUAUCCAACCCGGCGAGGAGCUUACCAUCUCCUACGUCGACCAGAUGGACCCCGCCCGGGACCGCCAAGCCCGCACGCGUUCCUCGCUCGGCUUCGUCUGCGGCUGUGCCCACUGCAGCCUAUCCGCCGCGGAGGCUGCCGCAUCAGAGGGGCGGGUUCAACGCAUCAAGAAGCUCGAAAGGAGCUUGGGACGGGCGUUGGAAGGUGUUGGGCUGAGUAGUGGCGAAGCUAAAAAGAAGGUCGCCAUGGUUGAGGAGCUGUUGAGCCUGUACCAAAUCGAAAGGCUGGAGAGCAAGAUUUCAGGGGCCUGGACGCGCGCGGCGCGGAUCUAUGAAAAGGCAGGCGAGAUUGAGUUGGCAAAGAACUUUGCCGCUUUGGCUGCCAAAGGGCUCGAGAUGGAACACGGGAAGAGCUUCCCAGAGAUAGAAUCUAUGAAGCGUCUUGCGCACGUGUCAUGACCUAGAACUAGAAUAAGACGGAUAGAAACUGCAGGGGAAUGUACAGCUUCUCCAGCUAUUCCUGCAGCUGUUUGCUUCCAUUCCGAGGAACGGAAACAAAGUACCAGAAGUGGCUGCUUGGGCAGGACCCCCAAAAUAUCCACCAUUUGCACCA